AUGGAGCCUCCGACGGGGUUUUGUGCUUCUUUGUGGAGUUUCAUCCGGUUUCUUCCUUAUUUCGUUGGGCUUCUGCUUCUUGGCAACAUCAAAGGUAUCCUUUUCUGCCCUUUGAUAUGCAUAAUAAUUGCAACUGGGAACACUGCUAUCAUACUUGCACUUUGGACAGCGCAUGCUGUUUGGACAUAUUACUGUGUUGUGAGAGCUAAACAAUUUGGGCCACUUCUGAAGCUUCUUAUCUGCCUGUGUGUACUACCAGUGCUGUUGGUUCUGUGGCCGAUGAUUGGUAUUCUUGGAAGUAUUCUAGGUGGAGCAGCCUAUGGAUUUCUGUCACCCAUAUUUGCUACUUUUGAGGCUGUAGAGGAAGGAAAAGAUGACAAACUUUACCACUGUUUCAUUGACGGUACAUGGAGCACAAUUGAAAAGAGCUGCAUGGUUGUAAGGGAUGUAAAAGAUGUUGCUUUCUAUUCAUAUUUCUCGGUUAUGGAUGACCUGCGACAAAAAGGACCUCCAGAUGCAAAAUACUAUGAGAUCAGGCUGCUUUAUAUUCCUGGUGCUUUAAUAGCUGCAGUUAUUGGAAUCAUAGUUGAUGUGCCAGUUAUAUCUUUGGUUGCCCUAUGCAAAGGUCCAUACAUGCUUUUUAAGGGGUGGCAUCGAUUGUUUCAUGACCUUAUUGGCCGUGAAGGCCCUUUCCUGGAGACCAUAUGUGUGCCUUUUGCAGGUCUUGCUAUCCUUAUGUGGCCAUUGGCUGUUGGUGGGGCAGUUUUUGCAUCCAUGUUAGCAAGUUUCUUUCUUGGUGCAUAUGCAGGGAUUAUUGCUUAUCAGGUCAGUCCUCAUAUCUUUUCACUACCUACUUGUACUAUACUACUAUUGACAAGCAAUUUCAGACCAUAUGUUGGUUGUUAUGCACAAUUUCAGACAAGGCUACAAUUCAGACAUGCUAGUAGGUACAAUUGUCAGCAGUCAGCCAUUAUCACCAACACUUUCAGAGAACGAGAGCUUAAAAUAUAUCUUGCUGUGGAGCUGUGCUGCAACUGCAAACUGGACAUGAUGGAGUCUUCUUUCAAGUUCGGUCUUUCAUAUGUUGUUGCAGCUUUGGCUAUUUAUGAUGAAUACAGCAAUGAUAUUCUUGACAUGCCAGAAGGAACCUGCUUCCCUAGGCCUCAGUUUCAAAGAGAAGUUGAUUCAUCACAAAGAACAUUUAAUUCAGAUUCCACCUCAAGACCUAACUCCUUCCGAAAGGCUCCUUCUCGCUCGACUUCAAUGAAGAACAUUGCUGAGUUGAAAUCGUUUGAGCUGUUCGAUGGCUUAUUCAAGGAAUGUUAUCGUGUUGGAGAAAAAAUGGUUUCUGAAGGUUUAAUUACAGGAAAAGACAUAGAAGAAGCCAGAUCUGGUAAAGGCAGUAGAGUUAUUAGUAUUGGUUUGCCAGCUUAUUGCUUAGUUCAAGGACUCUUGCGCUCUGCAAAACUCAAUUCCAUGGGUAUAUUGAUUAGUGAUGAUACUGAACUAACUACCACAAACAGACCAAGAGAGAAAUUUUUUGACUGGUUCCUCAACCCCCUUUUGAUCAUUAAAGAGCAAAUCAAGGCUGAAAAUCUUUCUGCCUCAGAAGAGGAUUAUCUCUGCAAGUUAGUUCUCUUGAGUGGUGAUGCAGAGAGAUUGAAAACAUCUGCCGUUGGCCCAGCUCCUGAAUCCGAGGUCAAACGUGCCGAACUUGAGGCAUUAGCUAGAAGGUACUUAAAAAGUUUUUGCAAUAUGAUUUUGGUUAAAACUGAGUUUGGAGAAUAUAAUAGAGGUUUCGUUCCAAUGAUCGAUGUUAAGAUUUUCAGUCUCAUUUUUGUUUCCAUUCUUAAACACAGAUUGCAAGGGAUCACGAAAUCCAUGUCAAGGUUUCUAACCUUCAAGCGACGCUUCGAUGAUCUUGUAAAAUCGUUAUCUGAUGAUCAGAAACGUGAAGGUCCAAGAAUGAGCAGAUCAAAGAGUGCCUUUGCUAGGUUGGUUAGUUUUAAGUCUUUCAAGGGGACAAGAAACGGAUCUUCCCACGGAUCACAUGUUGUAAGAGACGAAGAAAAUUCAUGA
Messenger RNA from Sphenostylis stenocarpa, 2079 nucleotides. NCBI's taxonomy places the organism in Eukaryota, Viridiplantae, Streptophyta, Magnoliopsida, Fabales, Fabaceae. The record is from the annotation of a GenBank genome assembly.